This is a messenger RNA of Hydractinia symbiolongicarpus, 339 nucleotides long. Its product is annotated as four and a half LIM domains protein 5-like. The transcript has 2 exons. NCBI's taxonomy places the organism in Eukaryota, Metazoa, Cnidaria, Hydrozoa, Anthoathecata, Hydractiniidae. Gene Ontology annotation, molecular function: transcription coregulator activity. Gene Ontology annotation, cellular component: Z disc; nucleus. The record is from RefSeq and is a predicted model, not a curated record. Bases 35 to 304 code for a protein of 89 amino acids.
UGCUGGCUGUAAAACGCCGAUCAAGUCUCAUGGCAUGACAUGCGACUCAUGCAAACAUGCCAUAGAAGGAACAAAUUACCACUUCGACGACGGCAAAUUCUACCAUGAAGAUUGCUACCGAAAUCUAAACGCGUAUAAAUGCGACGAAUGCAAACAACAAAUUGACGGCAACGAUAAUUGUUGCAUGUUUCGUGGAAAGCAUUUCCAUCAUGGUUGUUUCUCAUGUACGCAAUGCCACAGACCGUUAUCUGGAGAAGUAUGUAACGUCUUCACAGGGCGAAGGUUCUGUAGGCGUUGUCGUUAGAAACAAACCACAUACCUUCUUUCAUGACUCUUCAU